This is a messenger RNA of Parastagonospora nodorum SN15, 120 nucleotides long. RefSeq lists its product as hypothetical. Lineage: Eukaryota; Fungi; Ascomycota; Dothideomycetes; Pleosporales; Phaeosphaeriaceae. The coding region runs from base 1 to 120 and encodes 39 amino acids. The transcript has 2 exons. The record is from RefSeq and is a predicted model, not a curated record.
AUGUCGCGUAUUUGUAACUACGUGAGAAUUCAAAAGCGAGGGAGGAAGAUUUCCAAGAAGCACGAGAUUUCCAAGAAGCACGAGAGUGAAGGAGGUGUGAGAUGCAUGCACAUGCGCUGA